Halteromyces radiatus is the source of this 1111-nucleotide messenger RNA. RefSeq names its product glucosamine-6-phosphate isomerase. Gene Ontology annotation, cellular component: cytoplasm. Gene Ontology annotation, biological process: D-glucosamine catabolic process; carbohydrate metabolic process; N-acetylglucosamine catabolic process. NCBI's taxonomy places the organism in Eukaryota, Fungi, Mucoromycota, Mucoromycetes, Mucorales, Cunninghamellaceae. Bases 78 to 1073 code for a protein of 331 amino acids. Gene Ontology annotation, molecular function: identical protein binding; glucosamine-6-phosphate deaminase activity. The transcript has 6 exons. The record is from RefSeq and is a predicted model, not a curated record.
UUCCCUCACUCUCUCUUUUUCUUUUCUUUCUUUUUUUUUCUCACUUUUAAUAAUCCAUUCCAAUCCCAUAUUCCCUUAUGCGUCUUAUUGUUCGUCAAGAUUACGAUGAAGUAUCAGCUUACGCCGCUUAUUAUGUAAAGGAAAGAAUCAGGCAAUUCCAACCUUCCAAAGAUAGAUUAUUCGUUAUGGGUUUACCGACUGGAUCAUCACCGAUUGGCGUAUAUCAUAAACUGGUGGAUUUCUACAAAUCAGGCGACGUUAGUUUUGAACAUGUGGUGACCUUCAGUAUGGAUGAAUAUGUUGGAUUACCAAGUGACCAUCCUCAAUCUUAUCAUACAUUCAUGUGGAAUCAUCUAUUCAAACAUGUCAAUAUCAAGAAAGAAAAUGUACAUAUUUUGGACGGCAAUGCAGAUGAUUUGGAUGAGGAAUGUCGCAAGUUUGAAGCUGAAAUUGCGAAAUUAGGUGGGAUCGAACUCGUUCUUGGUGGUAUUGGCCCUGAUGGACAUAUUGCUUUUAAUGAACCUGGAUCAUCUUUGACUUCUCGAACUCGUGUAAAAACGUUGGCAUAUGAAACCAUUAUAGCAAAUGCAAGAUUUUUUGGAGGUGAUGUAUCCAAGGUACCUAAAUUGGCAUUGACAGUGGGUGUAGCGACUGUGAUGGAUGCUAGAGAAGUAGUGAUUGUGAUUACUGGUGCUCAUAAAAGUCUAGCGUUAGCUAAAUGUAUAGAAGAAGGUGUCAAUCAUAUGUGGGCUGUAUCAUCUAUUCAAAUGCAUCCAAAAGGAUUGAUAGUGUGUGAUGAAGAUGCUACUUUGGAACUACAUGUCAAAACUGUGAAAUACUUCAAAUCAAUCGAACAUGUACAUCAUUCUAUCAUUGGACCUCAUAACUUAGGAUUACAGGGCAAUCUUUUACGGAAUAUGGUGGAUACAAAUCAAGCAGCAAAACGACGCCGAAGACUCAUGCUUCAAAGUCUGUUGAAUAGUGAAGAUGGUCAAGAUGAUGAAAGUGGACUAUCAUCAUCAGAUGGUGAAGUCAAUAGUAGUGUUAGUGCUAAUAAAAAACGCAAACUUUGAAAUAAAGCCCUUUUUUUUUCUUUUGUCAAUGCCCCUUA